This is a messenger RNA of Fulvia fulva, 744 nucleotides long. Its product is annotated as Glycerol-1-phosphate phosphohydrolase 1. The transcript has 2 exons. The coding region runs from base 1 to 744 and encodes 247 amino acids. NCBI's taxonomy places the organism in Eukaryota, Fungi, Ascomycota, Dothideomycetes, Mycosphaerellales, Mycosphaerellaceae. Gene Ontology annotation, molecular function: beta-phosphoglucomutase activity; sugar-phosphatase activity. The record is from RefSeq and is a predicted model, not a curated record.
AUGCCGCAUCACGAAGAAAACAACUUCUCCGCGCCAGCCGAACUGCACGACUUUGCCGCCCUACUCUUCGACAUGGACGGCACCAUCAUCGACAGCACAGAUGCCAUCGUCAAGCAUUGGCACCAGAUAGGAAAGGAGAUUGGCGUACCAGGUGACGAAAUUCUCCAAACAUCCCACGGACGAAGAAGUAUCGAUGUCCUAGCCAUCCUCGCCCCGGACCGUGCAGACUGGGACUACGUAUGCCAAGCCGAAGGCGUCAUCCCCAUCAACUACGGCCAUGACGCUGUCGAGAUCCCUGGUAGUAGAGCCUUGCUCGAUCAUCUAGAGAGCGCCAAUGCACCUUGGGCAAUCGUCACUUCCGGAACGAGACCGCUCGUGACUGGCUGGCUGGAUCGCAUGAAGCUGGCGCAUCCCAAGUACAUGGUGACGGCGGAAGAGGUCCAGCACGGGAAGCCUGAUCCUGAGUGUUACAGAAUGGGUGCUUCGCGGUUAGGGUUUGGCGAGGGUGGUAAGGCAGUUGAUCCUAGUGAGAUUCUGGUUCUCGAGGACGCUCCGGCGGGAAUGAGGGCGGGAAAGGCAGCGGGCUACAAGGUUGUUGCGCUGGCGACGACACAUGAUGUUGCGAGGCUGAAGGAGGCAGGUGCGGAUUGGAUUGUAAGGGAUAUGAGGAGUGUUACUCUGCAGCGUGUCGAUGGGAAGACUGGUCGGGUCAGUAUUGAGAUUCGGGAUGCAUUGGUGGCAUGA